GGCAAGAAGAUCGAUCGCACCCUGCACCUGCUUUUUGUCGCCACUUCCGGAGAUGCCGCCUCGGUUUCCUAUCCUCGCAACUUGAUCGUCGCCGAGCAGAGCGCGGAGCUGACGGUGGUCGAGAGCUAUGCCGGCUUUACCGGCGAUAAAUACCUCACUUGCCCGGUCACGGAAAUCAUUGGCGGCGCCAACUCGGUGGUAGACCAUUACCGGCUCGGCGAGGAAAGCAACGAUGCCUACCAUCUGGCGACGUUGAAGAUCCAUCUCGAAAGAGACGCCAACUUCUUCACCCACUCGGUGAACCAUGGCGGCGCCAUCGUGCGUAACGACAUUCAAGCCUACUUGGGCGGUGAAGGCAUCCAUUGCACCCUCAACGGUCUCUACCUCGGCCGAGGCAAACAAUUGGUCGACCACCACAUGUGGGUGGAUCACGCUAUGCCCAAUUGUCACAGCUACGAGCUCUUCAAGGGCAUCCUGGAAGACUCGUCACGAGCUGUUUUCAACGGCCGAAUCAAGGUCCAUGAAGACGCCCAAAAAACCGACGCCAAGCAGUCGAGCCAGCAUUUGCUGCUUUCCGACAACGCAUUGGCUCACUCCAAUCCGCAGCUUGAGAUCUUCGCCGAUGACGUGAAGUGCACCCACGGGUCCACCACCGGCCAUCUGGACGAGGAAGCUGUCUUCUACCUCCGCUCCAGGGGCAUCAGCCAAGAAGCAGCUCGCAGUCUGCUCACCUAUGCCUUUGCUUGUGAGGUGCUGGAAGAGUUCCGCCUCGAGACGGUCCGCAAGGGUCUGGAGGAAUUCCUCUUCACCCGUCUACCUAAAGGCGAAAUCGUGCGCCAAGCGGUCUGA
Messenger RNA from Exaiptasia diaphana, 849 nucleotides. Its product is annotated as feS cluster assembly protein SufD. The record is from RefSeq and is a predicted model, not a curated record. The transcript has a single exon. NCBI's taxonomy places the organism in Eukaryota, Metazoa, Cnidaria, Anthozoa, Actiniaria, Aiptasiidae. The annotation marks the transcript as partial. Gene Ontology annotation, biological process: iron-sulfur cluster assembly.